AUGCAAAAGUCCAUUGGCACAUGCCAUUCAGAAGGUGGCGUCACACUACUGGAUCGUCCACAUACCGAUGACCCAGAUCGCCCACCGGAUAUCAGCAUUGGAAGCUUGAGUACGGAACAGUUGAUGGAACAUAUGUUGGAACAUGAGUUAUGUGGUGAGAUUGAUCUAGACGAAGUGAUGGCUUCUGCAGCCUAUGCCAGACCAACGCAAGGUGUUGCAGCGGCUCACUUGUCCAAAAUUUGGAAAAUCGAUCUGCCUACUGCCGAGAGAACGUUGAAUGCCACUACCCAGUUACUACACCAAUCGGAGGACCCCUCAAUGGCGCGUAACUUUGGGACCAACGACCGGAUGCUUUGA
Molecule: messenger RNA, 357 nt
Organism: Cylindrotheca closterium
Lineage: Eukaryota; Bacillariophyta; Bacillariophyceae; Bacillariales; Bacillariaceae
Source: the annotation of a GenBank genome assembly